Pedinophyceae sp. YPF-701 is the source of this 897-nucleotide messenger RNA. Lineage: Eukaryota; Viridiplantae; Chlorophyta; Pedinophyceae. The record is from the annotation of a GenBank genome assembly.
AUGUGGGAGAAGCCAGUCCUCGAAUUCGAGGGCUGCGGGGCGUGUGCGGCUCGCAGGGGCCUGCCGUGCGCCCUCCGCAGCCCCCGCGCGCGGCCCCUGCAGCACCGACGCUCGCUGAGGGCGCGCGCAGAGCGUGAGAGUGUAGGCAGCAGCGCGUCAGGUGCCCCGGCCGGGGCGUUCGACGAGGGAACGAAGGGACAAGUCAGGCAAAAUCUGUUCAACACGAUCGCCCCCGAGUACGACCGCCUGAACGACCUGCUGUCGCUCGGGCAGCACCGCAUCUGGAAGCGCAUGGCGGUGCAGUGGGCGCGGGCCGCCCCCGGGCACAGAGCACUUGACGUAUGCACCGGCAGCGGGGACCUCGCGUUCCUGCUCGCCAAGGCAGUGGGCCGGCAGGGCAGCGUGGACGCGGUGGACUUCGCGCCGAACAUCCUCGCGGAGGCUGCGGCGCGCCAGCGAGCGCUGCCGCCGAUCAGCCGCCUGAGCACGCCGAUGCGGUGGAUCGAGGGCGACGCGAUGGCGCUGCCGUUCCCGGACGAGACGUUCGACUGCGCCACGAUCGGAUACGGCCUGCGCAACGUGUCGGACCCGCAGAAGGCGCUGUGCGAGUUGCGGCGCGUGGUGCGCCCGGGGGCGUGGGUGUCGGUGCUGGACUUCAACAACGCGCGGGACAACCCCCCCGUGCAGUCCGUGCAAGCCUUCUUCCUGGAGCGCCUCGUGGUGCCCGCAGCGACGGCGGUGGGGCUGCGGGCCGAGUACGAGUAUCUGAAGCCUUCGAUCGACGCGUUCCCAACGGGGCGCGAGCAGGAGGCGAUGGCGCGGAGGGCGGGGUUCCGGUCCGCGCGGCACUACCCGAUCAUGGGCGGGCUGAUGGGGUGCCUCGUGGCGCAGCGGUGA